Molecule: messenger RNA, 2016 nt
Organism: Coccidioides posadasii C735 delta SOWgp
Lineage: Eukaryota; Fungi; Ascomycota; Eurotiomycetes; Onygenales; Onygenaceae
Source: RefSeq, a predicted model, not a curated record
CUAAACCCGGAGUGAUUGCUUUGAAACGAUCUUAAGGCUUUUAUACUUGGUGUCGGAUAUGGGCCGCAAGAAGAACUCCGCGCGAAAAAACAAAGAGCCGCAAUGGGACGAGAUAGACAAACACCACCUCAUCGGUUGCUUAGACCACCUCCUGUAUGACAGAGAAAUAACGGACAGUAGGGCCAUACGGGAAGAGAUCAAGUCGUGUCUCCAACGUUCACGCGGUAAAAAUUUCGCCAUUGGCAGAAUUUCAGAGAAACUGCAGGAAAUUCAGAACGAGCACGCCCACGGAAUCCGGCGGGGAACACUUCUCACAAGAGGGAGUAAGGUUUUGAAAGAUAUAGACCAUGAAGAAGUGAAGAGAUUUGCGGGAGAGCUGAAGAGCCAGCAUACUGCCUCAAUUCUCCAGUCUGAUGGCCGUCGUCUCCGGAACACCCCUAAACGGGCAGAACUGCGUGCACAUCUGAGGCCCCAUGCAAACAUCGUGACUCGAAGCAUGUCUGCUGUGCGAUCGAUGUCCGAAACUCCCACACCAAAUAAGGUUAAGCGGAAACGCAGCACUAAGACUGAAAAGAGCGAAAGACCAUACGCCGAAACACAGCUGGCCCUGGGAGAGAAGGCUCCCCCAGAAAAAGCUACCCAACUACCCAUCACGCGCGGAAGAAGUGCAUACCAAGUCCUCGGAUCACGCCUUCACAGGGAGCUAUCUGUACCAGAUAGCCAAGAAGCCUACAGCACAACUGAGAAUGGCCGGAGUCCACAAAGUAGAAAUGUUGACAGCCGCCGAGAGCUAGAGCAUGAGUAUAAAAUGGAACUAAUGCGGCUUCAAAAGGAUCUCAACACUAUGCAAGUGCAACUAGAGGACGCAAAGAAGCUGCGCGAUGCAGCUCUCGGAAAUUUAGCAACAACCCGAGAGAAACAUGACGAAGCAGUGCAAAAGAUAAAGGCGCUAAAGUGCACGAUAGCUGAGAUAGACCCAGAACGAGGAAACAUCGCUAACAAGGUAGUGUACCAAGAAGAGAGGAUACUCGCUCUGGAGCGUGCGCUUCAACAGACACGAAUAUCCGCCUCUUUCGCAGGGCUGCGCGCGCGAAGUGAUUACAGUCCCCGAGAAAGUACUGUUGAGGAGCUCAUGCAAGAAAUUGAAGGUGAAAUGCGACAAAUUUUAUUUGCUUUUGAUGCCUGCCCAAAAAUGCAUUUAAUCAACCUCAAGGACAGGGGUGAAUCAAGGACUCUUUUGGCCCGAAGUCUUGAUGUGGAUUGUAGCCAAAUGGGCUCUCCCGGAAAGUUGCCUGUCGACCUGCAAUAUCUCGGUCUGAGAACUAUUGUUCAUGCGAUUACUGCUGCCGCACUGUGUGAUUGGGUAUUUGGGCAUGAUUUUGAACACCCUCCGCUCUUGCUCGACAUGUAUCGACGCCAUCUAUUGCUAAUGGGCACGCAGUCAUCGGUGCAAAAUCUAGACCUUGCUGCUCACAAGAGUCUCUUUGAAAGUAAAGAAUAUCAAGAAGUCAUUAUUCCUCUGCGGGCAGAGCAUCUAGCAGACCGCCUGGCUACGGCGCUCUCUCCGUUUUCCAAUGGCGAAUCUGGGGACUGGGAACUAGACAACCAUAAAAAAAAAGACUUGAUGGAUUGUUUGACAGACAUAUUUGAAUUGGCUCUGAAGCUUAAAGUACAUCUUUUACCCAGCGGCAAGCAAUAUUUUUGCCUACUCUACCCUCCUGGGUCAAAAUUUGACCCAAAGGCUAUGGUGCCUGAAAGCAGACAUGGGGAUCGGAAUAUUCCAUAUCCUGAUGAAUUAUCGGAGAUCGAAAUAUGCGUUUUGCCAGCAAUAUGUGCCCGCAGGAAGGAUGAUGGAGGGUUCAUCAGUUAUCAGUUCACAGUUCAAAACAGCAUGCGCCUUGAAGCAGAUGUUUCUGUUCUUCAAAAGGCAGUUGUGGUUGUGAGAUAUGACCGACACAACUGUUUCUGGUGAUAUUAAACCUUUUAAUAUGAGAGGGUAGUUGGGUAAGGUCCACU